Owenia fusiformis is the source of this 1011-nucleotide messenger RNA. NCBI's taxonomy places the organism in Eukaryota, Metazoa, Annelida, Polychaeta, Sabellida, Oweniidae. The record is from the annotation of a GenBank genome assembly.
GAUUUUUGUGAAAUGACAUUUUUAAAACAACAGUUUGGCCUCAUACUGGGCGGAAUAAUAAUUGGAAUUUUGAUAUGCAACAUAAAGCAGAGAAACCAUUAUAGACAAAAAAGUGCCUUCGAUGUAAACAUGUUUUCUCGUGUUUAUGAAAGGAGUAUCAUUCGAGAUAAACGCAGCAAUCAAGAUGAUUCAACAGAGGUCAUCAGGAACGCUAGAAUUAUUGCUAAUAAAACUGAAAAUGGCAUUGUAGCUGUGACAAUGGUGAAUGAAGCGUAUCUGGAAAUGACUUACAGUUGGUUAUGUAACACUGUCAAUAUGAGUGUUCAUGAACAAGUGCUUAUCAUUGCAACUGAUGAAAUAGCACUGAGGAAACUGCGGAGUGAUUGGCCAAACGUUGUCUCCGUCUUGUACUCGAUUUUAACGAAAGAUGUGACCGAAAAAGCAAAAUGUGCAUGGAAAUUGUUCAACAGGUCUCUAUUAGCACGUUCAUUGCUCAAAAACAACGUACAUAUCCUUCUGUUCGAAGUCGAUGCUGUUUGGUUCUCUUCUCCAUUCCCCCUGCUGCAAUCACUAUCACAUUAUGAUCUAGUUGGGGCCCAGCUCUCAACAAGGAAUCGCUAUAUAGCUGCAGGCUUUGUUUCUGUGCGGCCAACAAUUGCUUCACGAGAUAUAUUCACAUAUGUUAUAGACAACCUUUUGAAUGGACAUUAUUCUAAAGGUGACAGCACCUCACCCGACGUCAACGAUCAAAUAUAUCUUCAUGAUGCUAUUGUUUCACAUCACACUCUUAAAUACAAAUUAUUGGACUUUAACAUUAUUGAAGAUGGGCUUUGGUAUUUACAGCUCCAUGAUACUAGUAAUCCACACCAGUCGCGGCCUGUUGUUUUGAACAACAACUGGAUAAUUGAAAGAGAAGUGAAAAUUGCAACAGCUAAAGAGUCCGGACACUGGUUCCUUGAUAAAUCCAAUACUUGUGACUGGGAAAAUGUUAUAAGAAUAACUAAACAAUAG